ACCCAGUGACUUGCACUCGUCUAGAUCUAGAUCUAGAGAGAGAGAGCAAGAGCAAGCGAGAGAGGAGAAAGAGAGAAAAGAGGAGAGAGAGAGAGAGAAGAGAGAUAAAGAGGAGAGAGAGAGAGAGAGAGAGAGAGAGAGAGAGAGCAAGAGAGAGAGAGAGAGAGACAGAGAGAGAAAAAGAGCGAUAGAGAGAGAGAGAGAAAGCGAGAGAGAGAGAGGAAGAGAGAGAGGAGAGAGAGAGAGAGAGAGAGAGAGAGAGAGAGGAGAGAGAAGCGAGCGAGAAAGAGAGUGAAAGAAAAAGAGAGAGAGAGU
Molecule: messenger RNA, 315 nt
Organism: Closterium sp. NIES-67
Lineage: Eukaryota; Viridiplantae; Streptophyta; Zygnematophyceae; Desmidiales; Closteriaceae
Source: the annotation of a GenBank genome assembly